Echinostoma caproni is the source of this 897-nucleotide messenger RNA. The record is from the annotation of a GenBank genome assembly. Lineage: Eukaryota; Metazoa; Platyhelminthes; Trematoda; Plagiorchiida; Echinostomatidae.
AUGGGUACACAAACUACGUGUGUUUUGCUUGUGGCUGCUUCUUUCAUCGUUGUUUUUCGAUUGAUCCAGCAGCUUUUGGAUAUUAUCUACACAUAUGGAAUCGCAAGGCUAUUGUUUUCCAAACGAAAGCAGUUACUCAAAGCCGGAGAAUGGGCGAUUGUAACAGGUGCAACUUCGGGGAUUGGAGAAGCGUUUGCAAAUGAAUUGGCCAAGGAUGGAUUGAAUAUUUUCUUACUAAGUCGUUCCGAAAAGAAAUUGCAAUCGAAGGCAGCGGAAUUGGAGCGAUUGUAUCAUAUUCAAACAAAAUACCUCGCGGUAGAUUUUACAAAAGUACGUUACAUGGUGAUCUAUUUAUUUGUAUUACUGUAUUACAAAUACUCAAUGCCACUGCAUGAGGGUAUUUUCGUUUUUUUUGACGUUCGAUUUUAUGGCCAAAAUGCUACACUGCAACAUAUUAUCAGCCGCCGGGAUGACUCGUAUCGUGCUACCCAAAANCCCAAAAUGAUCUGUCAACGAUCCGGUGCUGCGAUCAUCAAUAUGAGUUCAGCCAGUAGCCAACUGCGAUUGCCUUUUCUCACGUUUUACGCGUCAUCUAAAGCGUGGAUGUCCCAGUUCUCCAGUUGUCUUCAAGCCGAAGUGUCGAGGCAUAACGUGCUCGUACAGAGCUAUCAUUCCAUGUAUGUUUCCACCGAACUGUUUGGAAAAACGUGCAGUUUCUUCGUUCCAUCUGCGCAAACUUUUGUAAGAAGUGCACUCAAUAUGUUGGGUGUGAAACGUGAUCUGGCCGGCUAUUGGCCUCAUGAGCUAGAGUUAUACGCCUACCGUCUAACCCCACAACCGUUUAUGACUUGGUCCCUCCAUCGGGAAUUUCUUCAAUCAAGGUCAAAAACGAAGUAG